This is a messenger RNA of Anguilla rostrata (American eel), 6741 nucleotides long. RefSeq names its product solute carrier family 45 member 3. Bases 548 to 2446 code for a protein of 632 amino acids. Gene Ontology annotation, molecular function: sucrose:proton symporter activity. The transcript has 5 exons. Gene Ontology annotation, cellular component: membrane. Lineage: Eukaryota; Metazoa; Chordata; Actinopteri; Anguilliformes; Anguillidae. Gene Ontology annotation, biological process: transmembrane transport. The record is from RefSeq and is a predicted model, not a curated record.
GCUGACGCGCAGGCGGCCCUCUUGCCCCCGGGCUCGAAGACCGCCAACGCGUUUUCCGGCACGUUCCACCUGCUGUGCGGUUAGCGCAGAUGGCCGAAGGGCCUCACCAGGCCCGGCUGCGCGUGCAUUCUGCGCGGCGCGCGGCGAGAUGUGAGCGGAGGGGGAGGGGACCACACAACGAUGGCUUUUUAUUUGCGGCAGAGGAGCAGAUGGGCCGCAUUUGUGGAGGAAUCUAACACCAAAUAUGAAUAUCGCACGCCGUUGUUUUUUCCUCCCCUCUGAGCGCGGCGCCCGGUCUUGGCAUCCUCGCUCGCCUCUCGCGCUCCGAUAGGACGCUUCGGAGACCGAGCCUCGCGUUCGCCGGGUGCAGGAGGGCGCCCGUCUUCUCUUCCUCCCUUCCGCGUCCCUUCCACACAAAAAACCGGUCUGACUCAGACGUUCUGGAGAAAUCGAAGCGCCGCUACGCGGUUUUUUUUUUAAGGCGGCUGCUGGGCUGGAAAGGCACGCUGAGGAACGCCUGUGUCUCGCUGAUGGGAUUUCAGAGCGAAUGAAGGUCUUACCUUUCUCUCCGUGCACCUGUGUGAUCGCCUUUCUCCGAAAUACCCACGUAUUUAUUCAAACAUGCCCCUGGAAGGAUGGAGCCCUUUGGCUUUCUGAGAACAGCGCCCCCUGUAGCUGUUGCGCGUUUACGGACGCCCAGGACGCGGUGUGCGUCCCUGAGCUGGCAGUAGCGGGAGAGCGGAGUGACGGACAGCUGCCCAUCAUGCCCGGGUGGCGGUCUCAGUGGCGCCUGGUCCUGCUCAACUCCCUGACCUGCGGCCUGGAGAUCUGCGUGGCGGCCGGCAUCACCUACGUCCCGCCCUUACUGCUGGAGGCUGGCGUGGAGGAGAAGUACAUGACUAUGGUGCUCGGCAUCGGGCCCGUACUGGGCCUGCUCUUCAUCCCGCUCAUUGGCUCGGCUAGCGACCGCUGCACCAGCAGCUACGGCCGGCGCCGCCCCUUCAUCUGGCUGCUGUCGCUGGGGGUGCUGGUGGCACUGCUCAUCAUCCCCCACGCCGACGUCCUGGCCGCCCAGUUCAGCUGGGGGGGCCGCGCCCUGCAGGUGGGCUUCCUCAUCCUGGGGGUGGGGCUCCUGGACUUCUGCGGCCAGGUGUGCUUCACGCCGCUGGAGGCCCUCCUGUCCGACCUGUACCACGAGGAGGAGGACUGCGGCCAGGCCUUCGCCAUGUUCUCCUUCAUGGUCAGCCUGGGCGGCUGCAUCGGCUACCUGCUGCCCGCGCUCGACUGGAGCGGCGGCCUCCUGUCACUCUACCUGGGCGGCCAGGCCGAGUGCCUCUUCUCCGUCCUCAUCCUCAUCUUCGUGACGAGCGUCCUGGUCACCAUGAAGGUGUCACAGGAGCCCCCCGGCUACAGUGGCGUUGGUGGCGGCGGCGGCAGCGGCAGCAGCCCUGCCCUGGAGCCGCACCCCCCGGAGGCCGGGGGCCGGCGCGUGCCGCGCUCCUGCUGCUACCUGCUGCGCUGCAAGCUGCGGCUGCUGAAGGCGGGGCCGCUGCUCUGCCUGCUGCGCACCUGCUGGUCCAUGACGCCCACCAUCUACCGCAGCUACUGCCACAUGCCGCGCGUGAUGCGCCAGCUGUGCGUGGCGCAGCUCUGCAGCUGGAUGGCCGUCAUGUCCUUCAUGCUCUUCUACACGGACUUUGUGGGGGAGGGGCUCUACGAGGGCGUGCCCAGCGCCGCCCCCGGGAUGGCCUCCCGGCAGCGCUACGACGAAGGGAUCCGCGUGGGGAGCCUGGGGCUGUUCCUGCAGUGCGCCACCUCCACCCUCUUCUCGCUGGGCAUGAGCCGGCUGGUGCGCCUCUUCGGCUCGCGCCGCGUCUACCUGGGCAGCAUGCUCAGCUUCACCGCCUCCACCCUGGUCAUCUGCCUGUCCAAGAGCGUGGUCCUGGUCACCGCCAUGUCCGCCCUCACCGGCUUCGCCUACGCCACCCUGCAGACCCUGCCCUACACCCUCACCUGCCACUACCACAAGGAGAAGGAGGUUUAUAUGCCAAAAAACAAAGCCAAAAACACACGUGUGAACGGGAUCGCGGUCACGCGAGAAUCUUUGUGCAUGGCGGAGGAUGAGGAGGGAGGCCUGAACUACAAGAGGGGCAGUGCCAACGGGCACGCCUACCACCCAGCUGCUCCGCACGGCCAGAACGGCUGCGCCCUGGGCCCCGGCCCGCCUGACCCAGAGGAUCAUGGGAAACGCGGCGUGGGCCUGGACUUCGCCAUCCUGGACAGCACCUUCCUGCUCUCGCAGGUCUUCCCCACGUUCUUCAUGGGGAUGAUCGUCCAGCUCACGGAGUCUGUCACGGCCUACAUCGCUUCCUCCGCCAUCUUCGGCGCCAUCGCCAUCUACCUGGCCCGCCACAUCGUCUUCGACCAAAGAGACCUCAAGUGCUGAGAGAGACCGCGGAGGAGCUAGGAAAGGAAGUGUGUUGUAUGUGAGCGUGUGUGUCCACUACUGCCUCCUGCACGAAACGGCGUAUCUUUUUUUUUUCGCCUGUUCUGCAGAAGCUCUGUCCUCUCAUGUCAAAAUAUUGUAUUCUAUUUAAAUAUUUUAAAAUAUUUUUUAUUGGCACAAUCCCCUGGUCAGUCUUGUCUGAAGUUUACCUCAUCCCAACCCUGGUGGACAGUGCUAGUCAUGUGACUUGGAUCCAUCCUUUUUUUUUGCUUUCUGCUCAGGCAGUCAGGAUCCUUUUUCAUUACCUCCAUUAUCUAACAGGACCCUCAAAAACGGUCUGUCCGCCCCAACCACAGUGUUGAGAGUGGGGGCUCCCAGAGCUCUGAGAAAAGCAUGGCGAGAUGGCCACGCCCUGCCUGUUCAGAUUCUUUCAGAACGGAGGGGGCGGGGCUGUAUCGAUUAAGCCCCGCCUCCAUGUUGAAAGUGCCUACCAGGCCCUCUCCCAGCACCUCUCUGAGGGGAAAUUCAAGGUGCGGGCCAGAGGGGGGGGGCCUGUGCUCUCCCUACUGAAAGCAUCCUGCUUCUCCACAGCGAGGGUGGGUGGGUCGUGUGCCGGUUUACCCGUCCUGUUUUUGGGGGGGGGGGUUAUGUUGCAGUCAUGACAAAUGAAUGGAUCUCAUCCCCAAACACAGUUCAUCUGUCACUCAAAAAUUAAGCCGUCCUGAACCACAGAAAUUUCAAAACUCUAGUUUUUAUGUGUACAUCCCAAAAUCCAACUAUGUUUCAAGGUCCUUUACUUUAUUUUGGUUUUUAUGUAAAGCACAGUUUUGCUGUAUAUAUUUUUGUAUAUAAGAGCAUAUAUUUAUGUCCCUAUGGGAAUUUGUUAUGCAACCUGUUUGGGUGAGGUCACCUGUGUGCCUGGAGUGUUGCUAGCAUGAACUGGGUUAAUGGGUGUAAAAACAUUUGGCACCUAAAUUAGUCUUUGGGGUUUUUUUUUUUUUACUAAUUUAAUUUUCUUAUUACAUUUUGUUUGUGUGUAUGUGUGUUUGUGUUUGUGUGUGUGUGUCUGUGUGUGUGUGUUUGUGUUAGACAGGGAGAGAGAGAGAGAGAGAUAGCGAUUUAUUUAUUCCCUUUUGGAUAAAUGGGUCUAUGAUUGGCUCAGUUUAGAUCCAAGACGAGUCCAGAACAGUUACAGAAGGAUUUUUAGGUGCUGCAAAUGCCAGCCCACAUUCGAUUACCAUAAUAAAAGACCAACUGUCAUGCUAGCAGUAUUUUGGGAAUGCUGGGAUACUGGGUUACUGAAAAUCUUUUUGAUUACCAUGAUGAUGGUUUUUUGUUCAGAAUCAAAUCCUGUAAUUGUACUGUAUGCACCUCUUUGUGAUGUCAAAACGGGGCAGUGGAAGUCUGCUAUUCAAUUUUCAGUAUACAAUUAGGAGUAUAGACGGUAAAUGCCUAAGUGCAGUGGAUCGCUGGAUGUGUGGCACCAAAAAUGGGAGCCCAGAACCCUCAGGAUCAUUGUGACUGAUAAGAAGCACACGCACACACACAUGCACACACACACACACACACACACACACACACACACACACACGCAUACACACACACACACACAACUGCCACAAACACAGUAACUUCAAUCUGCUGUCAGCCUGCACGUGCAUUUCAGGUGCCACCAUGUAUUUAAAGACUUUUUCUGCAUAUGCAGGUGUGCUGUUACCUUCUAUCAAUCAGGUAGUUUUCUUAAAUGUGUGUUCUGGUUAUUUUUCCAGUAUAUUAUUUUAAACGCAUUCGUUGUCAUUCUUGGUACACCAUAUCAGUCAAUCGGUCAUGAAUGUGAGUGGUACAAUCAUAUGGCUUUGAUGGCAACAUCUCUUCCUGUUGGCCAGCAAUGAUGUUUUUCUGCUACUGAAUGCCUUACAGCAUGUUCUGUAAGAGUUCUUGUUUGGUAGUGCGCACAUGCUUGUUUAUUGCCCCCUGAAGGAGAGGCAUGGUAUCAAGCCAGGCAGAAUUUAAAGGGCACAAAUAUAAAAGCCAAUCCACAGAGUUGGAGAGAGCAUGCCAAAUUUUUCCUGGAAGAUAAAGUGUCCUGUAUGGCUUCUUCUGAACCUACUGAGGGUCUGUGUGUGUGCCUAAGAGAGAGGUUUUGUGUCCAAAAUCACAGCUGGAACUGGAUUUGAAAUGGUUUAGCUGGGUAUAGCACAGCUGUGUAUUCAUGUGCUUUGCCAAGGGUUCUCUUGGUUUUGGAAACUCUCGAUUUCACAUGUUCAUUUCUGAAUUUGAAUUGCACAGUGUCCUAAUCUCUACCAUUCAGUCUUCGAGUACUUUUUGAUAAUCUAUGUCCUCUUAAGUAAUGAUAUUUACAGUGUAAUACUGUAUUGCUAUUUCAAUACAGUGUUUCCUCAGCUGUAGAAAAUACUCAUGUCUUGGAACAUUUAUAUUAACAGACUGAGAAAACAAAGUUCACAAUUUCAGAAAGUGCCUAAACAUAUAGAAACUUUUUUUUUUGUAAAUUUCUAUAUAUUUAUUAUUAAAAAAAUAAUAAGCACAUAUUACAACAUAUUUGCCUUUUUUGUAUCACAUCUAUCAAGGUGUAAGGGCAAAGGAUAUUUCUGUGAAAAGAAGUUAAAUUAUUGUUUCUUUUGUAUAGAUGUGAGGUGAAACUCAUUUUCAGCAUCAUAAUUUAUUUGUGUCCCUUCAUUUUAUUUCUUGAGUGUGAUUUCAAAGUGCUCAUCUGGUCAACCAAUACUGCUCCCAGUAACCACAGAAUCGCUUGCACAAAGCCUUCCCAAGUGAUCCACAUGCUGUUAAAGCUGCUUACAGCACAGAUUCUUUAAUAAAAUGAAUGGAUAAAUCAAUAUAUCAUGAGUUGUUAUAAUGUAGCUAUUUGUUAACAAUAGGACGUCCAUAGUUUAUAAAAAAAUUAGAAUAAUGAAAUAAGCUGAUUUUGUCUACAGACAUUCAUGUCGAUUACAGUAGAAUUAUAGCAUAGUAUUGACAUGUCUUUGGAUAUGAUAUUUUCCAUUCUAAAAGCAAGUCCCCCAAGUAUGUACGGUAAUGUGUUACACGGAGGAGGAUAGUCUGUUCGUAGCCAGGACCUGCCUCAGGUUUUAGUGUCCAAAUUUUCAUGUCUGUUUGUUUGUCGGUUGCACACUUUUCUGUCAUAUUGUGACACCAAAGAAUCUUGCCUGUUUUCCUCAGGUCGACACAUUGAAGCCAAAAUUUUUCAAAAAAUAUGUUGAACAAUGUGGUAAACAAUCAAACAGGUCCACAAUCUGAUAACUUUUGGUUCAAUUAUUGCAUUUUUAGGUUGAAAAUGUUGCGUUUUGAGGUUUGAGAAUGUUGAGGUUUGAGAACUGCACAGUAAACUGUCCAGUGUUAAUUCAACUCUAGCAGUGAUAAUUAAGCUCUUAACAGAUUACAUUUGGUCCCACAUUCCAAAGGGGGAACAAAUGCUAUCUGUUAAGAGUCGAAGUAACACUGUUAGAGUUGAAUUAACACCAAGAAUUUUACUGUAUAGUCCGUGUACAACACGUAGAGAUUACGAUUUUUAUUUAGAAAAUAAAAGCGAAUUUUUCAAAUGGCUGUUGCCAGAGAAUCGCGUACAGCACUCUUAUUUUGAAAAAUGUAUCGGACAUCCAAAGGGUCUAGUUUUCCUCGUCACAUUCUGCCUAAUGCGCAGGGGCUUAGCAGUUUCAUUAAAUUCAUUUCACUGUUUUUAAUUUUUUUUAAGUGAAUUUGAACAACAUGUUGUGGUUUAUUGUGCCUGAUGUAGAGACUAGUUUCCAGAUUACAAGGUAGUGUUUACAGAAUAAAUAAUGUAAUUUACCCAUUCAGAGCACAAGCGUAUAGGCUUGGUUAACAUGGGCGUUGUGUUUCUGAUUUGUCAAGACUUUUCAUUUUUUCUGUUUUGUGUUUUACCAAGUUCAUUCCAGUGGUUUGUUCUUCAUUGGUUUCAACUGUGUUACUUCUAAAAUGUCACUUUUAUCCUGUUUUGAAUAAUCUGCUUUAGGUUUUUUCUGUUUUAUUCGUAGGAUAGAUAUGUUUGGCAAAUCAGGGAUCCUUUCACUAUAAACAACAACAACAAAAACUAUUUUCAUGUAUUUGCGGAUUUACUGAAAUGUGUUUCUGGUUUCCCUAGUAAGUUCACGUUUUAAGGACAUCAUCAUUUUAUUCGGGGAAAAAACAUUGCAAUGUUUUGAAGCACAAGAUGAAACUGGUCAUUUCCUUCUGUUGUAUGUGAUUGAACAUUCGCAAUAACUCUUUUUGUAUGAAAUUAAUAAAUUGAAUUGUAACAA